This is a messenger RNA of Bactrocera dorsalis (oriental fruit fly), 1668 nucleotides long. RefSeq lists its product as uncharacterized. NCBI's taxonomy places the organism in Eukaryota, Metazoa, Arthropoda, Insecta, Diptera, Tephritidae. The record is from RefSeq and is a predicted model, not a curated record. The transcript is spliced from 6 exons. Gene Ontology annotation, biological process: sodium ion transmembrane transport. Gene Ontology annotation, cellular component: membrane. Bases 193 to 1572 code for a protein of 459 amino acids. Gene Ontology annotation, molecular function: ligand-gated sodium channel activity.
CUUUGAUAUUUUAUCAGUUUGUAUUCAGUUAAUUAACAAUAUUACUGAUUGUGAUUUUGUUUCCCAAUAAUUAGAUUAGCAAUUGUAAUUUGUUGUAGUAGGAGCUUUUAAGAUAAAACUAAUUUGUUAGCUGAUCACACGGUAGUCUCUCCAAAUCUACAAUUGGGGCAAUCAUAAUUUAACGAGCGUUUAAUGAUGGCGCACAACGGCGUUAAAACCGUGGAUAAAGCAAGUAACACGGAACAUAGAAAUUCCUAUUAUAAAACAAGUGACCAGGAAGGUAAAAUUAAAACAGAACGAGUAGCGAUCGAUACUGAAAGGGCAAGAUCGAAAAUGAAGUGCGCAUAUUUUACGAGAUUAAUCCGCUUCUUAACCAUCUUCGUUGUUGUUCUGUUCACAACUUAUGUGUGUUUGAAGGCCUCGAAACGUUUCAUCAACAAUUGGGUGCAAACUGUUAUUGAACACACCGAUAUGCACAUUGGUGAAAUACCGUUUCCCGCUAUUUCUAUUUGUCCACUAAUCGGCAUCAAUUGGACCAAAAUACCCGAAAUGAAAAUACAGUUAUUGGGUAAUAAUUAUUCUGCGGUAUUUGAAGAGAAAUUUGAUCGGCAAAUUCGUAAGCUAAUUUAUGCUCAACAACUGGCGGAUUUUCAAAAUCAUAGUAGAGACCUAGUAAAUGGGCGUGAGCCUCAAGAUAACGUAGUAUUAUUUGAAGAUGAUGAAUAUGCUUGGAAGCCUGAAGGUUCUAACGACACUUGGAGUGAUUUACAAAAAAUACUUUCCUAUAAUUGUGAAAAGCUGUUCGAGAAAUGUGUUUGGCAAAGCGUAGAGUUGCCGUGUUGUGAUAUUUUUCGAUACACACCGAUUUAUGGAGGUUACUGCUUUUCUUUCAAUAUGCUAGACAAAAAGAAGAAUGAGAGCUCACUCAGAACUUCUUUUGGCGUUGGACCUGGCAAUGGUUUGAAGGUUUAUAUUCGGAAUAUGGAAAAGGAUAAAUUUGCGAGUGAAAUGAAAAAGAAGGACAUUACAGAAGGAACUUGCAUGCGCAAAUGCCGCAUGAGAUAUGUCCACAAUAAGUGCAAUUGUACCAUAGCAACACAACCCAGUAGUCAAAACGCUAACGAGGCACUCAAGAAUACAACCCAAUUUUGCAACCUUGCAAAUGUCGGCUGUUUAAACAAUUUAGACGAUUUCAUUGAAUAUUAUUCGAGCAGAAAUCACUACGAAGAGGCUUUGUAUAAAAGCGGCUUGAAUUGUUCCUGCUAUCACAACUGUGACUAUAUAAAAUAUAACGCAGCGCUUUACUUAGAUCCUUGGGGUGACGAGCUUAACGCUAACUUGAGUGAAUUUCAAAUAUUUUAUCAGCAAGCGACUUUCUUUUCCUACCGCUCCGUAUUGGUCGCCACUUGGGUGGAUUUGCUUGUUUCCUAUGGCGGCAUCGCUGGUCUAUUUUUGGGUAUUUCGGCUAUGAGCUUAAUCGAGUACUUGAAGCGUUCUUGCGGCCGUUGGAAGCAGAGAAUUAUCGGCUUAUAUAAUUAUUUCAAGCGCCACGUUUAUUCAUUAUUGCACUAAAAUAUUUGAAUAUCGGCGAAAUUUUAUCUGAAAUGUAAAAGCUUUGUGUACGCCGUUAGAAUGUUGUGUUCAUUUGGUAAUCAAAGAAAUUGUACU